CCGAUUGACGGUAUAUAUGAAGGUAUGUACGGCACACGAGAGUUUAAGGAGACAAUUGGAAAAGGGGGGGGGAUCCACCCUCCUCCUCUGUGGACGACAAGGAAACAAUCACCGCCACCGGUAAAGGAGUUGUCCUCCAUGGCUGUAGGAAAAUGAAUGAUGUAUCCAUCUAAUAUGUUGUGAAUCGCACAGGAUUGGUGGCGCUGGAUCCAAUGGCACUCUGACGGAGGUGGAGCCUCGAGUCUCCUCCCCGCAAAAGAAACGACCGCGACGAAACCAGCACCAGCCCCGAGUCCGACUUUGCUUCAGUGAGUCCCUCGGCGGCAUCUCAAAGUGUGGCGUCUUGUGUUUGCUCUCCGUCUUGUCUCUUUCUCCAGCUCUUCAUCGUCGUCGUCGUCGUCUGUUGCUGUUUAUUUUUUUGGUUUUUUUCACGGUAGCCGAAAAAGAAGAAAAAUAAUCAUCGACUGCAUUUCAAUCCAUCGACCAAUUUCCGAUUUGUCCUGAAUAAAUCAAACCGAAUCGACAGCUGGAUCGUCGGGCCGCAUCAUGUUUCAUCAUCACCAUCAAAACCUUCCGUCCCAUCACCACGGGGGGAAUCCCAAUUCGGCUGGAGGUGGUGGGGGUGGCGGAAAUGUGAGUCCGUCGACGGCCGACCAGCAGCAUCACAAUUAUUUGGCCUACAUGAGCGGGCGAGCUGCGGCGGCCGCUGCAGCCGUUGCCGUGGCAGCGGCAGGAUCCAGCGGAAGCCUAGCCAAUACGGGCUCAUCCGGCGGGGCUUCGUCGAGCAUGUUGACGGCGACGGCGGCCGGAUCCAGCGGGAGUAGCAGUAUUGGCAGUCCGUCUGGCGGCGGAGUGAAUCAUUUGAACGGCCACAAUUCGGGCGGAUGGGCCUCGACCGAUCACAUGGGCAGCCCCAGUGCUUCAAUGUUUCAUCCAUCAGCUUCAGCCUACAAUUCAUCCGUCAUGUCCGGAAGGUUGGCCUUCUCCUCUUCGUCCGGUUCGACUUCAGCCGCCAUCACCAGUUCGUCCUCUUCCGGCGGCAUUUGCUCCUCAUCGUCGCCAUCCAGCGCUGGAAUGAUCAGUUCGCGCGAUUACAACAGCAACAACAACAACAACAACACCGGCGGAGGUGGUGGCGGCGGCACUGGUUCGUCGUCUACAACUCCCGUCGGGGUUUCAGCCGCUUCAUCCAUUCAUUCGGCCGCCUACUCGACCAUGUCCAUGGCUCUUCCGGCGGCAGCGGCUGCUGCCCUCAGUUCCACCGCAGCUUCGAGUGGCUUCGGCGCCUAUUCCGCCUACCACCACCAUCACCACGCAGCGGCAGCGGCUGCAGCCGCCGCCGCCGCAGCCGCCGCCAACCUGUCGCCCUGGACUCGAGGAGCCUAUCACCAUCCGCACGACGGCUCGUUCCACCAUCAAAGCUUCCAGCACCACUCUUCCUACGUGGAAGAUGCGUCGAGUUAUUUGGAGGGUCGAGAAUGCGUCAAUUGCGGCUCGAUUUCGACGCCGUUGUGGCGUCGCGACGGCACCGGCCAUUACUUGUGCAACGCUUGCGGACUCUACCACAAGAUGAACAACGGAAUCAAUCGACCCCUACUGAAGCCUCCACGCCGACUGAGCGCCACCAGGCGGUUGGGAUUGUGCUGCACCAACUGCGGGACGACGACGACGACCCUGUGGCGUCGCAACGCGGAGGGAGAGCCGGUCUGCAACGCUUGCGGACUGUACCACAAACUGCACGGCGUCAACCGUCCGCUGGCCAUGCGCAAGGACGGCAUUCAAACGCGCAAGCGCAAACCCAAGAGCAAUUCGGCGGCGGCGGCGGCUGCGGCGGCUGUUGCGGCGGCGGCGGCAGCCAAUCACACGAAUUCGGUAGCUGCGGGAGCGGCCUCGAUGGAUCACCAGCACUCUAGCAGCAUUGGCGGAGGCAUUAGUUCACACCACCACCACCACCACCAUCCUCACCAGCACAACGGCUCGUCGUCGUCGUCGUCAUCGAAUCACUUGAUUGGCGGAAUGAAAAUCGACCGGAUGCAGUCGGACUUGCAUUCGAAAUCGACCGAGCGAGAUUUACUGUCUUCCUCAAUGAACCACACGGCUGAUGCCGGCCAGCAACAACAGCAGCAGCAGCAACAACAGGUCCGGCUCCACCACGGCCACGGCCCGAUGAGUCACCACCAGCACCACUAUUUCGGAGCGGCAGCCAAGAGUUUGAAUUUUCCGUCUGUCCACCAUCCGCAUCACCAGUCGGCGGCCGGGGCGGCGCUGGGUGUCCAGCAUUCGCAUCACUUUGCCGUCUCAUCGCCGCAUCAUCACCAGACUUAUAUCAAACAAGAGGCUAGCGCCACCAACCAUCUCAAUGCUUUUUACGACAACUUUGUCAGCAUGACCGGCGGCUCCGCUCCUCAUCAGACGCUGACGACAAAAUUGGCUUAAUCAAUGUGCAAUCAACCCUAUUAUUAUUACAUAUUAUAUUCGAAGAAACAAACAAAAAAAACACAAAAACACAAAAAUUAUCAAGAAUUUUCUCUUUUUUCCCCCUUGAAAUAUUUAAAAUAAUAAUAAAAAGCUUGUUUUUUUUCUUUUUACUUUUGUUUUUUUUGUGGUCAAAAUUGAAAAAGAUUAGUAGCUAGAAAAUCAAUUGUGACAACUGGGGGGAAUGGGAAUAUGUUGUUUAUUAUAUCACUGGUUGCGUUCGUUGUUUCCUUCUUCGUUCUUUCUGAUUUGCGGUUAUAAUAUUGUCCUUUUUUUUAAAUUUGAAUACCGAUAAAUCUUAGAAAACGAUGCAAAAGUUGGUUCAUAUACAUAAAUGUAUUUCAAAAAAUCUGUCUGGUUGUUGUUUUUUUGGUGUACUUCUUCGAUUUGUGACUUGUUGGUGGAUGAUUUGCUGCUUUCAUGGCAAAAUCGUGCAAAAAUAUUUCGUUUUCACGUUCGGUGUAACCAAUAAAUAUGUAAAUCUAA
Messenger RNA from Daphnia pulex (common water flea), 2961 nucleotides. Its product is annotated as transcription factor GATA-4-like. Bases 547 to 2436 code for a protein of 629 amino acids. Lineage: Eukaryota; Metazoa; Arthropoda; Branchiopoda; Diplostraca; Daphniidae. The record is from RefSeq and is a predicted model, not a curated record. Gene Ontology annotation, biological process: cell fate commitment; negative regulation of transcription by RNA polymerase II; positive regulation of transcription by RNA polymerase II. The transcript has 6 exons. Gene Ontology annotation, molecular function: RNA polymerase II cis-regulatory region sequence-specific DNA binding; DNA-binding transcription factor activity, RNA polymerase II-specific; zinc ion binding.